Prosopis cineraria is the source of this 480-nucleotide messenger RNA. RefSeq lists its product as uncharacterized. The record is from RefSeq and is a predicted model, not a curated record. The transcript has a single exon. Gene Ontology annotation, molecular function: nucleic acid binding. The coding region runs from base 1 to 480 and encodes 159 amino acids. Lineage: Eukaryota; Viridiplantae; Streptophyta; Magnoliopsida; Fabales; Fabaceae.
AUGAUGUUCAUUGAAAGUGAAUUCAAGACCUUCAUUGAGGAAAGCGAGAUUAAGUUAUUGGCAUCCUUACCAUAUUACCCUCAGGCAAAUAGACAGGCCAAAGCUUCUAACAAGAUCGUCCUUGAUAUUCUAAAGAAAACAGUGGAAGAGAAUCCUCGAGAAUGGUAUGAACGAUUGCCCGAGACACUAUGGGCAUACCAGACAUCUAAAAGAAAGGCUACAGGCACAAGCCUGUAUGUGUUAACAUAUGGGCACGAGGUUAUUUUGCCUAUACAAAUAACAGUCCCUUCACUACAUGUUGCAAACAGUCUAGGAAGAUCGUCUGAUGACUAUAAUGAAGCCAUGAUGAACGAGUUAAUCUCGUUAGACAAAAUUUACUUACAAGUACUCAAUCAUAUGAUCGCCCAGAAGAAAAAAGUUUCAAGAAUAUACAAUAAGAAGAUAAGACGGAAACAUUUUCAUGUAGGCAUGAUCGUAUGA